Phyllotreta striolata is the source of this 5672-nucleotide messenger RNA. NCBI's taxonomy places the organism in Eukaryota, Metazoa, Arthropoda, Insecta, Coleoptera, Chrysomelidae. The record is from the annotation of a GenBank genome assembly.
GAAUGAAUUCGUAAUAAAUUUAUGUAAUGUAUGUGCAUCCGAUUUUUCAUUGUCAUUAAAAUAAAACGGUUUUUGUUGGAGUGUUGGCAUAACACCUCGCCAUUAACAAUUAACGCUACAUUAUUGUUGUAAAUUAAAAAUAGACCGAAUUUCGUAAGCCAGCCCAACUAACUGCAAUAUUUUCUUCACGUUACGAAGGCAAACAAAUUCACGAAUAGUGUAUCGAAAAACUAACACGAAAUCCGCUUUGUUUGAUAUUUAUUUGUUCCGUUAUCAACGCUGCACCGUUCCGAGUCGAUGGUAUCACUUUGUUUCCGUUCUCUCGCCGGUUUUAUACAAGAUGAUAAUCUACGAGGAUUGCAAACUUUUCUUGAAAGCAGACAAGCGCAAGUCGACGAUAAAGACGAGAAUGGAACGACAGCUCUUAUGGUGGCAGCAUCUAAAGGCAGAUCGGCAAUGGUGCGGGAAUUGCUGACCCACGGCGCCGAUCCCAAUGCGGAAGACAACGACUCCUGGUCGGCGCUGUUGUGCGCAGCGAAAGAAGGCCACACCGACAUCGUCUUGCAACUGUUAGAACAAAACGCCGCCAUCGAUCAUCGAGAUAUAGGCGGAUGGUCGGCUCUGAUGUGGUCGACGUACAAAGGUCGAGUGGAAACCGCCCUGAUGCUGGUAGAAAAGGGCGCCGACGUCAACGCCCACGGGAAUUUCCACAUUUCCUCGCUUCUGUGGGCCUCCGGCAGGGGAUACGCGCAAAUCGUCGAAUGCCUUCUCAAUCACAAUGCCAAAGUCAACGUCGGAGACAAAUACGGUACUACGGCUCUAGUGUGGGCCAGCCGUAAGGGUUAUACGGAUAUCGUCGAUUUGCUGUUAAAAGCAGGUGCGAACGUAGACACAGCAGGCAUGUAUUCCUGGACGGCUUUAUUGGUAGCGACUUACGGCAACCACGCGGACGUUGUUAAUUUACUACUAGAACACAAACCCAACGUCAACGCUUUGGACAAAGACGGUUGCAGCCCUUUAACGAUAGCUUGUAAAGAAGGCUAUUACGAAAUCACUACGUCUCUGAUGGCUGCCGGUGCUUACAUUAACAUUCAGGAUCGAUCCGGCGACACGAACCUCAUCCACGCGGUGAAAGGCGGCCACAGGGGGGUGGUGGAAGUGCUGUUGAAGAAAUUCGCCGACGUCGAUAUACUGGGCAAAGAUCGCAAGACGGCCGUCUACGUGGCCGUGGAAAAGGGCAACGUGAACGUGCUGAAGCUGCUGCUCACCUGCAAUCCGGACCUGGAACUGGCGACCAAAGAUGGCGACACGCCUUUGCUGAAGGCCGUGCGAUCGAGGAACACGGAAAUCGUGCAAUUGCUCAUCGAUAAAAAGGCGAAAGUGUCGGCGGCCGAUAAGAAAGGCGACACCGCCCUGCACAUUGCCAUGAGGGCCAGAUCGAAAGGUAUUGUCGAGGUGCUGCUGAGGAAUCCGAAGAACAGUCAAUUACUCUACAGGCCGAACAGAGCCGGGGAAACGCCUUACAACAUCGAUAUUAAUCACCAGAAGACUAUUUUGGGGCAAAUAUUCGGCGCUAGAAGGCUGAACACGAACGAAGACAAUGAAAACAUGCUCGGCUACGAUUUGUACAGCAGCGCCCUGGCGGACAUUCUCAGCGAACCGUCGCUCUCGAUGCCGAUCACGGUCGGCCUCUACGCCAAAUGGGGCAGCGGCAAGUCCUUCCUGCUGAACAAACUCCGCGACGAGAUGAAGAACUUCGCCCGCGAAUGGGUCGAUCCCGUCUUCCAGUUCUCCAUGUUGCUGUUCGUCAUCCUGUUGCACGUCGCCGUCGUGACGGCCACCGUCGUCGGUCUGUCGUCGCGCUCCUGGGUGGGCGGCGUCUCCUUCAGCGUGGCCUUUCUCUUCCUCAGCUACGUCGUGCUGGCGAUGAUCUGGUUCGCCAGCAAGAAGUACGAUUGGGACUGGGCGUACAAUUUCAAUGUGAGAUUGACGAGGAAAAUGAACAAUCUGCGGCUGGUGUUGCAGAUAUUGUUCUGCCAUCCGCCGGGGGCGUCGAACGACGGGAUGGCCGCGCAGCCGAUACGGUUUUUCUUUACCGAUCAAACGAGGGUGAGUAGUACAGCGGGCGGUGAAAAUUCCGUUGUACAGAUGGUUGGUUCGUUGUACGAUGCUAUAGAGGCUCAAUUCGGUUCGUUUUCUACUAGAUUGUAUCGCGCUUUUAGGCCCAAACCAAUAAGAAGUUCCUCUAGUUGGACGUGGAGAAAAGUAUGCUGUGUACCGUACGUAGUAUUUUUCGAAGUAUCUUUUUUGAUGAUAUUAAGCGGUUCGUGUGCCUUGAUUAUUUAUAUCAUUCAUGUUAGUUCGUCUUCGCAAAUAUUGGAAGUAUCAGAUUUCUCUCUCAAGAUGGUACUAAUCGUCGCGGCGCUGUUAUUAGGCGUCGCUUGUUUAGCGAAUAUGUACACGUGGACGAGAUUGUUGAAGGCUCUAUUUUUCUCGCAAAGGAGACACCUGCAAAGAUCCAUCGCUAAAUUGGAGACGCUUAAAUCCGAAGGGUUCCUUCAAACGCUUAGACAAGAAGUAAAUCUAAUGAAAGACAUGGUGAAAUGUUUGGAUAGCCUAAAUUGCCAACAAACCAGGCUCGUUAUCGUGGUAGACGGAUUGGAUAGUUGCGAACAGGAUAAAGUACUGCUCGUUUUGGAUACCGUACACAUGUUAUUUUCAGAUGCAAAUACCCCUUUUAUUGUGAUAUUAGCGAUAGAUCCUCACGUUAUUGCCAAGGUUGCUUGGGAGAAGGCUGUAGAAAUUAAUACUAGAAGACUAUUUAGUGAAAACAAUAUCGGAGGGCACAAUUAUUUAAGCAAUAUGGUCCAUCUGCCGUUUUAUUUGCAAAAUUCCGGAUUAAGGAAGGUCAAAGUGGCCCAAGCGACGGCCUUGGCUCACCGAAAACAGGCGGUGGGUUGGACUGAAAACGAAGAGAAUCUCAACAGCUUUUUAGCUCGAUCGUCGUCGAGCAGAAGGCUGUCCACGGACAAAGGGCUGAUGUCGAGCACCGAAAAUUUGGGCAAAUUUCCCGGCAGGAAGGGUUCGAGGAAAUUGAAAAUGUCCGAAUCGAUAGCCAGCUCGAUCGGUUCGAAUUUGAAUCGCAUCGGCGGCGCUCAGGAUCUGACUAAAAUGCUGCUCACCGACGAUUAUUUCAGCGACGUUAAUCCGCGUUCGAUGAGAAGACUGAUGAACGUCGUUUACGUUGCUGGUCGGUUACUUAAGGCAUUCCAAAUCGAUUUUAAUUGGUACAGGCUAGCAUCGUGGAUAAAUAUCACUGAACAAUGGCCGUUUAGAACCUCCUGGAUAAUCCACCAUUUCGAUAUGUACGAGGAGAAUCUCGACGAUAACACUUCCUUGAAAUCUAUAUACGAUAAAAUUCGCCCGCAUAUUCCUGUUAUGAAAGACGCCGAACCUUUAUUAGAGCUGGAUAGAGACGAGAAAAAAUUCGAUAUAUUUUUGGGUUUCCAUCGAUCCAGUUUGCUGGUUAGCGAUCUGAAAAUAUUCCUUCCGUUUACGAUUAAUUUGGAUCCGUACUUAAAAAAAAUCAUCAAAGAAGAGAUGCAAUGUUUGGAAGAUGACGGAUUGAUGAUAGGUAAAAAUACGACUAUGCAAUCUGGCAUGAACAUGAGCGAUUCGUCCACUCCUCGAUCGAUAUUGUCGAAAAGAGUCCGUCAUUCAGCGAAAACUGUGAAUUUACACCAGCAAAACGCCCAUCCAGCUAUGAUGGGCCAAGUCCCGCCGGGUUGGCAAGCUUGGCAGGAUUCGAUAGUGUACAGAUCUCAAAUGCCUCUAGCGCCUGUCACAGUAGCCGAGCCGGAGAUUUUAGAAACUAAACUAUCGACAUUAUCCGUGGACGGGGUCGUUAAAUUGUUAACAGGCAUGAUCGAUAUUAAUCCCCAUUCGGUGGGCGAUUACGUUAAAACGAUAAGGGAACAUAACAUCAACGGUAGAGUUUUGUUGCAUUGCGAUUUGGACGAGCUGAAAAAGUUGUUGAAAAUGUCGUUCGGCGAUUGGGAGAUGUUCAAAGUUAUGUUGGUCAUACUGAGAGAGCAGGAAAUUUCCAGCGUGCUGCGACAGGACGAGAUCAAGCCCAUUAGAUUGCUAAAACCGGUCGAAAGAAAAAAUUCUGUAGGUAAAGGACCUAGUUGUAGUAGCGAGAAAGAAAAACUACAAGAUGAUGGAAGGCAAAGGAAACAGAGUAUUAUUGAAAAACAGGUAACUUUAGAAGAUCAAAUGAUAUGCGGCGCGUUGCAAACGUUGAACGAGGAAGCCUGCGAAGAUGUAUUAGAGGAAACGGAAGAAACGAAGAUAACGAUCGAGCCCGAUGUACCGCAAACUUCAGUAAUACCGCCCAGUCCCGACUCAAAUCAAGAUCUCCUACCUAGAGGUUAUCGAUCUCGCACGAACAGCUCGAGCGGCAUUGGCGAGACAGAUUUUGUUUUGUUGCAAUCCUCUCCUGUAGGUCACAUGCACUGGCAGCCUGUCAGUAUUAGCAUCGCCGGUAAUUCCGAAAGCCUCAGCUUGAGCGAUCAGAGUUCUAGAUGCAGCUCGCAACCGCCCUCGCCCGUUCCAGAGAGAAAAGCGUCGGCAGGCAGCAUCGGUAAAUACUCGAACUUGAAAUCCAACGAUAGUUUGAACAAGAGUCGACACGUCGUGAUUAAACCGGCUUAUCCCGAAGCCAUCCCGACUCCCCGCAUAUGCAUAAACCCAUCGGGGACGUCGGUUUUGUACGAAACCCCCGCCACAACCAAAACCCCUCUUCUACAGGAGUACAAAACCACCGCCUCUCAAACGAAACGACCCAGUUCCUUGAACUUCAACCGGUCCGAAAGCAGGCACGCGAAGCUGCGAGCCAGGUCGAAGUCCAUCGAGAGCAAUCAGAGAGAGGAGAAAACCGCGGAGAGGCGAAACAGCGACGCGAUACUCAAGCUCAAAGAGAAGCUGCUGCACUCCAGCCCCGAUUUGAACGAGACCAGCGACAACGAGAGCACCCCUUUGGUUUCGGAGCUGUCCACGCCGUCGAAAUCGGGCCAGAGCUCGGAGAUCAAGAGCCCCAGCCCGCUGACGCCCGAGAAGCCCUUUAAGUUCACGAGGAGCGAGCAGAAUGUCACCGAUCCCGCGGGGGCUAGCCCCAUCAACAACGGUCAAGGGGCGAGCAAAUGCGGGGAGAGGCGCAGGACGUUGUCGGACGAUUUCAGCACGUCGGCUUCCUUACAUUUGGACUGUUUGGACCGGAGUACGAGCAAUUACAGCCUGCACAGUUCGGGGCAUUUGUCGCGACAGAACGCCUUGGAUUCCGAGGAGAACCUGACGGAUAUUUAUUGUCAUCCCGGUAGUAAGAACGAUUGAAUUUUUAUGUACUUAGCCAUUAUUAGCGCGGUAAAAUUAGUGCCGAAUGAUCGUCAUGAGAUGACGCGAGAGGGUAGUUUUGGGUUUGGGUAACGGUUUUUAAUGCGGGUACCUAUUCAUCUAAUUCUACUGGGCUAAAGUGAAAUUGCAGUAUUUUUUAGAUUAAGCAGAACCUAUCGUUUACCAAUUGUUGUGAUUUGAGUAAUUUUAAGGAAAUUAUAUUUUGAAAGAAUGUAAUAAAAAUUGUUGUCUUUAAAAAUAAAGUUUAUUCUUCUUCCAAG